ACUCAGUGCACUUGUCUACCAGCCGUUGUCCACCUCAAAGUCCUUUGACGGUGUCGGCCAUCCCCUCCUCCUCCACUUCUCCCCAUUUCUUUCACAUUUUCUUUAUUUUUUUAACCAAUUUUUAAAAUAUAAUAAUAAUAAUUUUUAUUUUAAUUUUUUUUUUACUAGAAAAACAACAAAAGGCGAAUCAACGAGAAGUAGAAAUUCAUCGGGUAUCUCUCGUCUCCUUCCUUCUCAAUCGCCCUUUUGUCCAAGACUCCAUUCUUUUUUUACCCCUUUCCCCAAGCUAAUCAAAUAACAGUAAUGAUCUAAUCGCGUCUUCUCAUAUUCAAUUGUUUUGGAUCUUCGCAGAUCCGAUUCAUACCUAUCCCGGAUCGGAUACCCCGCUCUUCAAUCGACAAAAGGAAGGAGAUUGAUCGGAUCGGGCCGUUCCCCUGAUUGAUUUUGCAGAAGUAAUGGCGGCAUCCCGGCGACUCAGAGACCUCCAAUCCCAGCCUGCCAACAAGGUAUGCGUAGACUGUAACCAGAAGAACCCACAAUGGGCUUCUGUUUCCUACGGUGUGUUUAUGUGCUUAGAGUGCUCUGGAAAGCACCGUGGGCUUGGGGUUCACAUCUCCUUUGUCCGAUCCGUUACCAUGGAUUCCUGGUCCGAGAUCCAACUCCGGAAAAUGGAGCUUGGGGGUAACGAGAAAUUCAAUAGCUUUAUUUUCCAGUAUGGAAUCCCUAAGGAGACCGAUAUCGUCACCAAAUAUAAUACCAAAGCCGCCUCCGUUUAUAGGGAUAGGAUCCAGUCCCUAGCCGAGGGUAAGCCGUGGAGGGAUCCACCCGUUGUUAAGGAGACUCUCGGUUCAAGAGGAGGAGCCGCUAGUAAGCCACCUCUUGGCGGCGGCGGCGGGGGUCGUUCUUCCGGUGGGAAUUCCGGGUGGGAUAGCUGGGAUAAUUUCGACGAUGGAGGGAACAAUAACAGUGGCAGUAACAACGGGUAUAAUAAUCAUAGUAAUAAUAACAACAAUAUCAGGAGGAACCAGACGGUGGGUGAUUUUAGGAGCGGCGGCAACGGCGGUGGUACCCCGGCGAGAUCGAAAUCAACGCAGGAUAUUUAUACGCGCGCGCAGCUGGAGGCAUCUGCUGCCAAUAAGGAGGACUUUUUUGCGCGGAAAAUGUCCGAGAAUGAGUCCCGGCCUGAGGGGGUUCCGCCCUCCCAAGGAGGAAAGUAUGUGGGUUUCGGGUCGAGCCCUGCCCCAAUGAGCAGAAAUAAUUCUCAAGGAGACGUUUUCUCUGUUGUUACUCAGGGACUGGGUAAGUUAUCAUUGGUAGCUGCUUCAGCUGCACAAUCAGCGGCUACUGUGGUUCAAGCAGGGACCAAGGAGAUCUCUUCCAAGGUAAGAGAAGGAGGCUAUGAUUAUAAGGUGAAUGAAACUGUUAAUGUUGUGACUACAAAGACCACAGAGAUUGGACAGAAAACGUGGGGUAUUAUGAAGGGUGUCAUGGCUCUGGCUUCACAGAAGGUGGAGGAGUUUUCUAAGGAAGGUACUGUCAGUUGGAAUAAUGAUGGCUGGCAAAGAAGAGAAAGUGAGACUAAUGGCUAUUAUCAGGAAUUUGAACAUGAUUCAAAAGGAUGGAAUUCUGCCGGGGGUGGACAGUCGUCAUCCGGCGGUCAGCAUUUUAAUUCUGUCAGUUCUGGUUCCUGGGAUGACUGGGAUACUAAAGACACUAGGAAAGAAGAAUCAACUAAGGGGGCAUCACCUCAUGGGGGGGAUAGCUGGGCAGGAUGGGAUGAUGGCAAGGAUGACGAUAACUUUUACCAAAGUGCAUCUGACAACAAGUCUGUAGGUUACAGUGGUAAAUCAGAUGCGAAGUGGACCGAAGGAGGUUUUCUCUAAGGUUGGCAAAUGUCAUCUUUGAUGCUUUAUUAUGAUGCCUUCUUCAAAUUUUUUUGGUUCUUCCAAUUAAUUCAUCAAUAUAAUUUGUUGGACCUGGGAAGAGUUGUAAGGUAGAAAUAGUCUAUAUUCAUGUAAACAGCCAAGCUAAAUUGGUUUAUGGCAUACAUAGGAGAACAUAAUAGACUUCUUAUUUCAUGUUUGUAAGGAUUGAUACUUGCUUGUUUUUUUCCGUUUAGAUUUGCGCUUGUUGUAAACUGCUAAAGUUCCAUUCUUUUCUCUGUUACAUUUUCAUGUAUAAACUCCAAUCGUUCUGCAGCUGUGCUCUCGGCUCUCUCCAGCCCACCUCUAAUCAUGUUUUUGGUAAUGUAUUUUUAUGGGGCACUUUAUUUUUACUUCUUUGCACUAUAUUCAUCUUUUUCCACUUUCAGUGCGAUAUAAUCUGUUAGUCAUUUUGUAUGCGUUCGGCAAGGAUUUGUUGUCCAGAUAAGGUAUGAAGUUUCAUUAUUAAUUGUCCAAGUGCAAGCUGCAAAGUUCAGGAG
This is a messenger RNA of Oldenlandia corymbosa var. corymbosa, 2422 nucleotides long. Lineage: Eukaryota; Viridiplantae; Streptophyta; Magnoliopsida; Gentianales; Rubiaceae. The record is from the annotation of a GenBank genome assembly.